GCCGAGGGAGCAGCGGCGGCGGCGGCGGCUGCGAUGGCUGACUGGCGGCGGCUACUGUACGGCGCGGCGCUGCUGACCGGACUGCUGGGCCAGCUGCUGCUGAUUGCCAGUCUGCGCGACCGACACGUACUGCCGCAGCGCUGGAUGCAGUUUGACCGUUCAGCAGGACGUGACGCUCCAGCGCAUCACACCGUUGCCACGGGCCUCGACGACAGCGUCCCGCGGCUGAUCAUCAUCGUGUCCUCGUCACCUAGGAGCGGGUCGUCUCUUUUGGGCGAAAUGCUCAGCACCUCGAUCAACACCGCCUACUUCUUCGAGCCGUUCUACUACCACUUAAAGCAGAACAUAUCGAUGGCCAGCCUGUCGGGCGCCGAGGUGCGCGCCACCGUCACCCAGCUGCUCAACUGUCACCUGGAAGAGUCGCCGGUGCUGCGGGAGGCCAAGUUCCGCCGGUUCGUCUGGAAGUCGCGGCCGCCGGUGGGUCAGGUGCCGCCGAGCACCGGCGUGCUAGCGCGCCGCUGCCGCACCGCCGACACGCGCGUGGUGAAGCUGGUGCGGCCGCCGCUGUCGGCGCUACUGCCGCUGCUGCAAGACGACCAGCUGGGCGGCCGGCUGCGACUGGUUCACCUGGUGCGUGACCCGCGCGGCACCGUCAACUCGCAGCUGCACGCGAGCGGCGUCUGGAGCGGCGUGCACCGCGACCCGACCGCCCCCUGCCGCCGGCUGCGCGCCGACCUGGCGGCGGCGCGGCCGCUGCGCGACCCACGCUACGCGCGCGUGCGCUACGAGCAGCUGGCAUUGCAGCCGCGCGACACCGCUACCGACCUGCUCCGCCAGCUGCGCCUGCCGUGGCCGACCAGCCUGGACAGCUACCUGAGGCGGCACAUGAACGCCUCGGCGGCGGCGGCCGGCCGGCUGCAGGACCCGCCGGCCCGGCUCAAGGCCCGCAUGACCACGGACCAGGUGCGGCAGUGGCGGCAGCACGCGCGCUCCAGGACGAGAUCGAAGUACUUCAGCACGUUCCGUGCGCCGGACUUCGACCCGUCCCACUGGCGUAAGGAGCUGAGGCCGGACGUGCUGCAGCAGAUAGAGAGCGAGUGCGCAGACGUUAUUGCCGAGCUCACUGAAGAUGCUGAUGAGACGUUGAAGAAAGGAGAGUCCACGUUGACCGAGCAAUAGCACCUUAUCUUAUAGCGCGUGCAUUGUUUUGCUUUGUGCAAGCGAAUUGUCUUAACAAUGCGCUGUGUCCAGUCAGGGAAAGCUGCCUUAUCGAUUGAAGCACCAUGUUCUCUCGAACUCGCUCGGCCACGGCAAAUGUACCGGGCUUGUAUCUCAGUCACGGCAGUUUGCCGGCUCCGAGGGUCUUUGCACUUAUCAGUCUUGAUGUCCAGGUUUAUAAAUCUGAUAUACACUCGUAGCAUUUACACGUCUUCGUGUGAAUGCUUAAUAACAUGCAUCAAUGUGUUUAGCCAUACGAAAAGCUGAUUUUCCAGCUGAUGGCUGCGGUCGUCUGGCCGCGUACGUCGGGUGUCACGUGUUCAGCGGUCCGGCCCUGCCGAAUCGCCCACCUUUAUCCCUGGCCACGCGUUAACGGGUAGUGCGUCGUGACGUGUGUCUGCUUUAACGUGAUGUCAGCAAGCUAUUGCAUCGAGACUCGCGGCAUCUUGUCAUAGCUGCUUGUUGCAUGACAGCUGCACAGGUACAAGUGUACAGGCUGCUAUUGCAUCAUGUGUUCCGAAUUCGCGACCGCAAUGACAUCAGAAGCGCAAUCUCAACUUUGCAAUCCUCUGGAAAUGUAUCGAACCAGUUAACGUGAUUCCAUUCCAUACAAUUUCAUUGCGUGAAUCGUUGGAAGACGAUUAAAAGAAGGCGAAAGAUCCCAGUGUUUUGUGUUAUUAACUUCCUAAAAGGGUGCGUGGUUUUGGAAUAAAGUGUUUUAUGUAAUAUUUGCAUCCGAAGUUUGUUCAUUUGCCCGCUUUAGGCAAAUACCACGGAAAUUUCCUUCCAAUAUCUUUCUGGUGUCGUUCUCCUCAGUUCAUAUGAUUCGUUUCCGUAGGACCUGAUUGUCUGCAUGUGUCGGUCUGUUGUGUCCAUUAUAUCUCAUUACACGAUACAAAAUGCUUCGAUUGAGGCAGCGUGCGUUACGUGUUCCGUCUCACGUCCGCUGUUUUUUUGUAUUGCAAUAGUUCUUGAGGUGUCAAAUAGUUGAUUCAACGUGAUGUAUGCUGAUGGCUAUUCUAAGUCAUUCAAGGUCAAAAGCGCAUCGUGUUGAAUCUACAGUGGAUGUUCAGAUGUUUCAGGAUACCUAACUCUAUGAGACCUGACCUGCCAGAGCUUUGCUGUUGCACGCGACUGAACCACGUUUUUUUCGUCGUUUUCACCACUGAGUGUUUGUUUUGUAGAUGCCUUGCUAAGUGCACGUUAAAACAGUGUUGCAAACCUCUGGUGAAUUGUGGUAUGUAUGUUGCACAUUUUUGUCACCGGCACCAUAUGAAAUUAAUGUGUCAAGCUAAUAUAUUC
Messenger RNA from Pollicipes pollicipes, 2520 nucleotides. RefSeq lists its product as uncharacterized. Gene Ontology annotation, molecular function: N-acetylglucosamine 6-O-sulfotransferase activity. Lineage: Eukaryota; Metazoa; Arthropoda; Thecostraca; Pollicipedomorpha; Pollicipedidae. The transcript has 3 exons. The record is from RefSeq and is a predicted model, not a curated record. The coding region runs from base 34 to 1179 and encodes 381 amino acids. Gene Ontology annotation, biological process: N-acetylglucosamine metabolic process; sulfur compound metabolic process.